Messenger RNA from Kluyveromyces lactis, 630 nucleotides. RefSeq names its product putative uridine kinase DAS2 (gene DAS2). Lineage: Eukaryota; Fungi; Ascomycota; Saccharomycetes; Saccharomycetales; Saccharomycetaceae. Gene Ontology annotation, molecular function: kinase activity; ATP binding. The record is from RefSeq and is a predicted model, not a curated record. The transcript has a single exon. The coding region runs from base 1 to 630 and encodes 209 amino acids.
AUGUUGCAUCGUAUAGUUAUCAACAUUGCUGGCGGUCAUUAUGCUGGUGCUUUGCAAACCACCAAAGAAAUCGAAUCCAAACUACUGGGAAUAUUCAAGCAUGAUGUUAGAGUAAUUGAUCUCGAUGAACGUGCCAUCGCACCGAGACAGUAUUCAGACAAAGAUUACGAUUUCGAAAGUAUUAUACAUGAAAUUAAAAACGUAAGCUCAAAAGGGGAUUUAGUGAUAAUUUUGGUAUGCGGCUGUUACUCAUUAUUCGACUCGAAACUAUGCGACUUAUCUUCUUUGAAAGUGUUUGUGGAUAGCGAUGGCGAUAAACGGUUGAUCAAUCUAAUACAGCAAAAACAUGUUAUCACUGGGGAUGAUCUAGAAUCCUGUAUUUCUUAUUACAUGGACCAUCUUCGUCCAGAAAUGAUAAAUUAUAUAGAUCCAAGCAAAACGAAAGCAGAUAUCAUCAUUCCUUCGGCAAAUGAUGCGUUGGGUACAGCAAUAAUUGUUGAUGGUAUAGUUAAGGUGGUGGAACAGUAUCAAGGUGGCGGGUCCAAUGAUACAAAAAAGCUUUUCCCACAAUUGGAUUUCAAUUUAGAAAGGAUGGAACUUCAAAAGGAAAGAUACUACGAAUUGAGUUGA